Messenger RNA from Chelonoidis abingdonii (Abingdon island giant tortoise), 2165 nucleotides. It is a transcript of the gene MATK, whose product is annotated as megakaryocyte-associated tyrosine kinase. Gene Ontology annotation, molecular function: ATP binding; protein binding; protein tyrosine kinase activity. The record is from RefSeq and is a predicted model, not a curated record. NCBI's taxonomy places the organism in Eukaryota, Metazoa, Chordata, Testudines, Testudinidae. Gene Ontology annotation, biological process: protein phosphorylation.
UCACACCUCCAGUGCCAAUGUGCGUGGGAACACUAGCAUAGCAUCAACGCCGUGGUGCAUACCAGCAUUUUAAGCCCCAUGUCUCUCAGAUCUGCUCUGACUGAAGACUUGAAGUCGUGUAGAAUCUUGGGACUCACGUCUGGGCUUGGCUCCAAGCAAACCUGCAACAACUUGGACGCCAAGGGCUUUGCAUGGGUGCUGCAGGGAGGUGAUUGCUGCAUUUCCUCAGAGACAGGAUUCCCCAGAGCAGCUGUGGAUGCGCUGAUGAGCCAGGCAGCAUGUCAACAAAAUGCUGGUUGCCGGGGACGCAGUGCAUCACCAAGCACGACCACACCAAGCCCAAAGCCCGUGAGCUCGCCUUCCGCAAGGGCGACAUUGUCACCAUCGUCGAGAUCUGCGAGCUGGUUCCAUGGGAAGAUCUCUGGUGUGGAGGCCGUGCAGGCGCUCCAGCCCCCUGAGGACGGGCUCUUCCUGGUGCGGGAGUCCAUCCGGCACCCUGGGGACUACGUGCUGUGCGUCAGCUUUGGCAAGGAGGUCAUCCACUACCGCAUCAUCUACCAGGAGAACCGGCUGAGCAUCGAUGCCUCCGUUUGCUUCUACAACCUCAUUGACAUGAUCGAGCACUAUAUGAAGGACCAGGGAGCCAUCUGCACCAAGUUGGUAAAACCCAAACCAAAGCCUGGGCUGAAGUCUGCUGAGGACGAGCUGGCCAAGGCUGGCUGGUUACUGAAACUGCAGCACCUCACACUGGGAGACAAGAUUGGGGAAGGAGAAUUCGGAGCUGUCCUGCAGGGAGAGUACAUGGGGCAGAAAGUGGCCGUGAAGAACAUCAAGUGCGACGUCACCGCCCAGGCCUUUCUCGCUGAGACCGCUGCCAUGACGAAGGUCCGUCACAAAAACCUGGUGCAGCUGCUGGGUGUGAUCCUGCACAACGGCCUGUAUAUCGUCAUGGAGUACAUGAGCAAGGGGAACCUGGUCAACUUCCUGCGGACACGGGGCAGAUCGGUCCUCCAGCCCAAGCAGCUCAUCCAGUUUGCCCUGGACAUCUCCCAGGGGAUGGACUACCUGGAGUCCAAGAAGCUGGUGCACAGGGACCUUGCUGCCCGCAACAUCCUGAUCUCAGAGGAGAAUGUGGCCAAAGUGAGUGACUUCGGCUUGGCCAAGGUGGACCCAAAAGGCGUAGAUGCCACCAAGCUGCCGGUCAAGUGGACGGCUCCGGAGGCCCUGAAAAACAAUAAAUUCUCAACCAAGUCGGACGUCUGGAGCUAUGGGAUCCUCCUGUGGGAACUGUUUUCCUACGGCCGGGCACCCUACUCCAAGAUGACUCUGAAGGAAGUGACGGAGAUGGUAGAGAAGGGGUACCGGAUGGAGGCCCCUGAGGAAUGCCCACCCUCCCUCUACACCCUGAUGAAGAGCUGCUGGGAGACAGAGCCGGGGAAGCGGCCUUCCUUCAGGAAGCUCACCGAGAAGCUGCAGAAGGAGCUGAAGCACAUAAGGGACAGUUAGCCCUGGUGGCUCCUGCUCCCAGGGCCGCAACAACCCCGACUCCCUGCGCCUGCACGAGGCUGAGAGACUGGUUCCAAGGGGCCCAUAUUUAUCCUGGCAGCCCUAGCAUGUCCCUGCACAAGCACAGCUCUCCGAGAGCGCGUACAGGCUGGGAAUAGACUGGCAUCGUGUGCCUCGUGGGUAUAUGUACGCCGGAGGUGUGCUCAGUUCUGAACCAUACCUGGCAGGUUUCUGAUUCGUUCAGGAUGAGUCUGGUCACAUGGCCCCGUGGAUUGCAAUCUGGUGGCCAUAUGCCCCCCCAUCCACUAGCCACAAACCACAGCUCAGGGACGGCUGGGAGGAGUGUGUCCCAUUGCGCUGAGCCAGCAGCGCCCUCCUGUGGCUGGUGCUCAAGCAUGAGAGCCCUUGACACUCCUGCAAUCAGCGCAAACGGCUGAAACGUUCAGCGAAGCCAGAGCGUCUCCAGGGCCCAGGGAUUGGGCUGGGGCUGGGGCUGGGGCGGGAGAAUGGUGGGUGGAGAGGAAGUGCUGCUCCUUAGCUCUUGGAACCUGGACUCAGUUCUCCAGAGGCUCCUACUGAUGUUUAUUUCCAAGUGUUUGCCUCAUGUUUUAGUGAUUGAAAAUGUGGCAACAGCACAAAAUGAACAGAGUCCCACUGUC